AUGGUAAUGAAAAAUAAUAAUUAUUUUGGAAAAGACAAAAUUCCAUUGGGUUCAAGUAUUCUUGAAGUAUCAAAAAAAAUUGAUAAUCUUGAAAGAACAAUUAAGGCAACAUCAAAAUCAAGCAUACGAGAAAUAAAUCGUUUAAUUCAGUAUAAUCAAAUUAUGAAUCAAUUUGAUAAAAAUUUAAAUUACGUAGACAAUAUUUGUACUUCUCAUGCAAAUAAUCAGCUAUUAAGUAUAUUAGAUUCAAUUCAUCGUGCUGUUGUUCCAAAUAAUUUAGCAACAGUUGGACUUUUUGAUGCUUUAAUUAAUAACCGUCAAACAAAGGAAGAUGCUCUUAUUUGCAACAUCACAGCAUCAUUGGAACAAGAAAUUUACGGUGUGUAUGGUAUGGUCAGCUUAGCCCAGGUAAAAGGUUACACAAUGGCUCGUUUUUCAUAUGAAAUAUUAAAAACAAUGGAACAAGGACAAUUCGUUUACGAAGUCAAUGAUUUAAUUGAUAAAUUUAUAAACGUUGUAACGACAAUUGGAGUAAAAGCAACAAAUAUUAUGAGUAUUGCAUCGAGAGAUAUUCGUCCAUGUGAUCCAGACAAUCACAAACAAGGUGAAACAUAUGAACAACUUAAUAAAUUUAUACAAGGCUUUGUGACAAAUGAAGUAUCACUAAAUUCACAACAUACAUGUGAUAAAACAUGUGAAAGUUAUAAACGAACAUCACUGUAUCCUUAUGAAACAGUACCUUCAAAAGGAAUUCAUAAUUGUCAAGGUUCACUUCAUGAUUGCUUUGAAGAACUUGGUACAACAAUGUGUCCACCAAAUAAUGAUGCAAAUAAUGAUAGACGAUAUGGUGGCUUCAAGGGUGUAACAAUUCUUUUAAAAAAAGACGAACCAGACAAGGGUGAUGUUACAAAAUGUUCUAAGCAUGGUAAUACACUUCAUGAAAUUUUUGGUAAUGUUCAAUCUGGAUACCUAAAUGUUUGUUCAGUUUGUAUGUGUCUUUGUGAUGAUUACAAUAACAUCGAAACAGCUAGAACAUUUAGUUUAAGAAAGGUUGAAACUAAUAUCGUUGAAAAUUUGGUAAUAACAGGAAUAAAAUUAGUUAAGAAAAAAAGAGUAUUUUAUAUUCAAACACUACAAGGAAAAUUAGAAGCUGAUGGAAAAAUUUUAAAUACAAGUUUGCAGUGGGUAUCUGUUGCAGAUGUUGAUUAUAAAAAUCCAAAUGUAUCAAAGUCUGAUUAUCAUACGUUAAAUUAUGAUGAACGAUCUGUUAAUUUAGAUACAUUGGCGUCUCCUGAUGGCUAUGCUAUGACAGGUAUAAGAUUUUUGAAAAUCAAAGGACAUUUGUCACUUGGAAUUAAAGUAACACCAUUUAAUUUUACAAGUGGAUUGUUACAAGGAGAUGAAAACAGCGAGUGGAUAACAAAUUCAGUUAACGACAGAUCGGAAAUUGUUAUUUCAAAUGCUGGUAUUCCUACACUAUCACGAGAUGAAAAUAUAAUACAUAUGGAAAAAAAUACAUUUGUUAAAUUUGGAUGGAGUGAUUAUUUGAAAGAUAUUCAACAAACUCCAAUACCAUUUUUAGAUAUUCAACCAGUUGUUGCAGAUCCUCCAGCACCUCUUUCAGGAGCUGGAAUUUAUUACAAAGGUCAACCAGGUUUUGGAGGAUUUGUCGGUUUAAAACUUGUUGCUUACAGUUACAUUGAUCUAGUUACAACUAAAGUUGGAGAAUAA
This is a messenger RNA of Aphidius gifuensis, 1731 nucleotides long. RefSeq lists its product as uncharacterized. NCBI's taxonomy places the organism in Eukaryota, Metazoa, Arthropoda, Insecta, Hymenoptera, Braconidae. The coding region runs from base 1 to 1731 and encodes 576 amino acids. The record is from RefSeq and is a predicted model, not a curated record. The transcript is spliced from 7 exons.